UCCACCAGAUUAUAACAUGGGGCUGGCGUCGGUUGGAGUAAGAGAAGAUAUCCAUUUCUGGCGGUUGACUGAGAUGGCUUUAGCCUCAACGGUAACCCCUUGGGUUUAUGCUUCAAUGAGCUCCAGAACCAGCAGCCUUUUGCCUCUCAAAGGCCCACUUCGUUACCAAUAUCACUCCUUCUCAACCUUUGCUUCAAGAAAAUGCAAUUUAAAUUUUAGGAGAUCAAUUACAGAGAAUGUAGCAAGAAAAGUAUCAUGUAACCUACUGAAAGUUGAAGAUGGCAUAGAUGACGAGGCAUGUGAAUUAGUCAAUGGAGUAGAACUUUCAAUUGGGGAUGGUGCUGAUAGCAUCGACGCUUAUCUCUUCAAGGCAGUUAAAAAUAACAAUGGAACUGGCAUUCUGCUCUUGUCUGAUAUUUUUGGGUUUGAAGAUUCUUCCACCAGAGACUUUGCAUAUCGUGUUGCUUGCAAUGGCUACAAUGUUCUGGUUCCAGACUUAUUUCGUGGAGAUCCAUGGGCUAAGGACCGGCCAAAGACUAUGUUUGAGCAAUGGAUUUCCAUACAAGACACCCAGAGGGUUGCAAAAGACAUUGCAACAUCAACAAAAUGGAUGGUUGAUGAAUUUGUGGCUGCAGGAAUCUCAAAGAAGCUUGGCAUAAUUGGUUUUUGCUUUGGAGGAGGCCGAGUGAUUGAGGUGCUAGCAGAAGACCAGGGUGCUUCUUUUGGCGUUGGGGUCUCGUUUUAUGGUACCAGGAUGGACACAUCUAUAGCUUCUAAAAUAAAUGUUCCUGUAUUGUUUAUCUCAGGGGACAAUGAUCCACUUUGUCCAGUUAGUGCCUUGAAGGAUGUGGAGAAGAGGAUAGGCGAGGGAGCUAGGGUUUUUCUUUUCAGGGAAAGAGGCCAUGGCUUUGCCCACAGGCCUCAGUCUCCUGAAGAAGAUGGAGAUGCAGAACAGGCUUUCAUGGUCAUGAGAAAUUUUCUGCAUGAUGGCUUGGUUGUAAACAACUGAAUGCUUGUUUGCUUUAUAUGUCUCGUGUAUCUAUCUUUACAGUUGAGGCUAAUGCUAGUGCAGGCUUGCAGCUGAUGGUAAUGAUAGCUUGUAUUCUAUGUCAUUCUGUAAUCAAAAGCAUGGUUUUAAGAUGCCAUAGCCCUUGUACAAGGCAA
Alnus glutinosa is the source of this 1164-nucleotide messenger RNA. RefSeq lists its product as uncharacterized. Bases 17 to 1009 code for a protein of 330 amino acids. Gene Ontology annotation, molecular function: hydrolase activity. The record is from RefSeq and is a predicted model, not a curated record. Lineage: Eukaryota; Viridiplantae; Streptophyta; Magnoliopsida; Fagales; Betulaceae. The transcript is spliced from 3 exons.